CACAUGGAUGGGAUUGACUCAAUGAAUGCAUUGCGUUGAGACGUCUGUCUGCCUGACUCACGCACGUACGGGUCGAGACCUAUCGACUAAACCAAGCCUUCCUUCGCACACCUCCCGCUCCAUAUCUACUCAUAAACACGCACCCCGAGGUCUUAUCUAACAUGACUCGACUCGUCCAUCUAUCGCAUGCACGCCAUACACACGGAGCUUCAUUGUCAGACAACACACACACAGACAAACACACUGGAGCGGGGGGCAUCAGCCAUCUACCUACACGAGGUCGUCAGCUGGGGUAGAGAAGGACGGUGGCAGGUACAGGUAGCCCCUGUCGGAAAGCUCCUUCUCGAAGUCGUCAUACUCCACCAGCACCAGGCCGUACCCCUGUGCGUCCUUGAACGCUGCGCACACACACACACGCGCACACAACGCACAGACACACGCACAUCCAACCACACGGAUGACGGCAAUGAAUGACCAAUGCACACACAAACACACAGCGCCGCUCAGCUCACCGGCAACGUUGGUGCCGAUUCCGGGCACCGGGCCGGUGAAGCCCGCAUUCAGCGACGGACCCUCCUCUACCACAUUCCUGCUCACACACACACACACACACACACACUUUUCUGCACAAGGCCGGCAAGCGCGUCUGCCUGGCCCACCGCGAGAGAAUGGCGAGCUUGUCGAAGACGCUGCCGACCUCGAUUGGCGUCUUCUUGGCGAUUUUCUUGUCCUGCUGCACCAAGAGCAGUCCGAAUGUGUCUUCCGAGUAGCCCAUGUAAGCGCUCUCUUGCGGCUGCUUUGGCUCGAGGGGCGAGUCGGGGUUGUAGCGGGCCUUCUGGUAGGGCAGCUCGCGCAUCCCAAGCCGAGUCUGAUUGAUGGGAGGAACGAUUGAUGAAUGCAUCAUCCCAUCCACCAGACAGGCGGUGCAAUGCAAUGGGGGCCGACCUCGUAGAAGCUCUUGGCUGCGCUGAGGUCCUUGACGGUGAAGCAUGCGAACAUGAAGGGAUCACGGCGCUCCCCGAUGAUUAUCUGGAAACGGACAACAAACUCCACGCCCAGACGAACGCAUGGCUGCGUCACUCGUUUCGAUACACCUGCACUGCACUGCCACCCACCCUGAGCGGCAGUCCUCCUGGCGCAUCGACCUCAAUCCACCCAUAAGCCCUGCAUGAAACAAACAAACAAACAAACACACACACACAAAGAUGCCAUGCACCUCCAUCCAUGUGUGCCUGAAUGAGGGAUGCACUCCUUCUUCACCUCCUGAUGUUCCCGCCGGUCUCGGCGAGCUGGGACACCCUGAGGAAUGGCAGUGCGAUCUGCAGGAACUGCACGCCGUUGCCCGGCUCGUAGGCCUGCACCACGGGCUGCGCGUCCUCAUCGUCGCUCUUGAGCUCAGGCGGCACCCUCUUCUCGAUCAGCUCCAGCGUGAAGUGCGCACCGUAUUCGUUGUAGCUGCUGAUACUGGGAGAGUGGGGUGGGGCAGCAGCAGUGCAUGUGUGGGUGGCAUCAUGGCUGGUGUAGCGUAGCGUACCCUGGCCUGAAGCCGUUUUCGACGCGUUUGAGGUCGAGGGUCUCUGGGCCGUAGCCGACAAAGGUGACGUUAUUGGUCUUGGCGGGGUUUGUGCGCGUUCGGAUCACCUGAAUGAGCGAUGGAUGAGUGAACCAACCGCGAGGAAUGGACACACACACGCGUGUGGAGCCCAUGUGUGUGAGGGCGGUCACUCACCCUCAUACCGAGCCCCCGUGUGUAGAAGUUGAGUGCGUCAUCCAUCUUGGGCACAUUGACAACGGCGUGCUGAAUGUACCUGCACGAAAGAAUGAAUCAACAAAGCCGCACACGGAGGCACAGUCACCGCAGACGCGUAGAUCUGGUGCAUUCAUUCAUCGCGUCACCUCUCCAGGUUCUGAGUCUCCGGCAGCGUCCCCAUCCCAUUCAAUGCUGUCCUGCCUGCAGCGUUCCGCAAUGCCGCUCGCCAUGGAUAUGCAAGCGGAGAGAAUGCUGCUGCGUCGGCCUUCAGAUUCGCCGAAUGCUGCCCAUGGCGUCGUCGAAAACUGGGCACAUGCGAUGAGAUGCAGGCGAUGAACGCAUGAAUAAGGACAAGGGCACGAAUCGGCGCAUAGGUCAAAUGCAACGAGAUCAUUGGGAGGGAG
Vitrella brassicaformis is the source of this 2154-nucleotide messenger RNA. The record is from the annotation of a GenBank genome assembly. Lineage: Eukaryota; Vitrellaceae.